Molecule: messenger RNA, 1097 nt
Organism: Arvicanthis niloticus (Nile rat)
Lineage: Eukaryota; Metazoa; Chordata; Mammalia; Rodentia; Muridae
Gene: Ucp3
Product: uncoupling protein 3
Biological process (GO): transmembrane transport
Source: RefSeq, a predicted model, not a curated record
AUCCUGCUGCUACCUAAUGGAAUGGAGCCUUAGGGUGCCCUACACUACCUGACCUUGGCUAGACUCACAGCUUCCUCCUGGAACUGAAGCAAAGGAUUGCCAGGCAUCCUCUUUCUUUGAACUUCAAUAGGCAACAAAGGAACCAGGUCCAUCCUCCGGGACCAUGGUUGGGCUUCAGCCGUCAGAAGUACCUCCCACAACAGCUGUGAAGUUCCUGGGGGCUGGCACUGCCGCCUGCUUUGCUGACCUCCUCACCUUCCCCCUGGACACUGCCAAGGUCCGCCUGCAGAUCCAAGGGGAGAACCCAGGGGUGCAGAGCGUGCAGUACCGCGGCGUGCUGGGUACCAUCCUGACUAUGGUGCGCACGGAGGGUCUCCGCAGCCCCUACAGCGGGCUGGUCGCCGGCCUGCACCGCCAGAUGAGCUUUGCCUCCAUUCGAAUUGGCCUCUACGACUCUGUCAAGCAGUUCUACACCCCCAAGGGAGCGGACCACUCUAGCGUCGCCAUCAGGAUUCUGGCAGGCUGCACCACGGGAGCCAUGGCAGUGACCUGCGCCCAGCCCACCGAUGUGGUGAAGGUCCGAUUUCAAGCCAUGAUACGCCUGGGGACUGGAGGCGAGAGGAAAUACAGAGGGACUAUGGAUGCCUACAGAACCAUCGCCAGGGAGGAAGGGGUCAGGGGCCUGUGGAAAGGGACUUGGCCCAACAUCACAAGAAAUGCCAUUGUCAACUGUGCCGAGAUGGUGACCUAUGACAUCAUCAAGGAGAAGCUGCUGGACUCUCACCUGUUCACUGACAACUUCCCCUGUCACUUUGUCUCUGCCUUUGGAGCUGGCUUCUGUGCCACAGUGGUGGCCUCCCCAGUGGAUGUGGUAAAGACCCGAUACAUGAAUGCUCCCCCAGGCAGGUACCGCAGCCCUCUACACUGUAUGCUGAAGAUGGUGGCCCAGGAGGGCCCCACAGCCUUCUACAAAGGAUUCAUGCCCUCCUUUCUGCGGCUGGGAGCCUGGAACGUGAUGAUGUUUGUAACCUACGAGCAGCUGAAGCGGGCCUUAAUGAAAGUCCAGGUACUGCGGGAAUCUCCAUUUUGAACAAGGC